AAUGUAGGGCUUCUAAUUUCGGUAACUUCAGAGAAAAUAAAUGCUGUCACAACUGGUUACAAUGAAAGCAUUUACGCACUGUUUCAAAAUUGAAACAAGAAACAUGUGUAAAUAUUAAGAAUCAUUCUUCAAAGCUUGUUUUAUUUUUCUUAAUUCAAAGAAAAUACCGGAGUGUUACACUUUCCCGGUGAUGUAAAAACACAGUAAAAACGUUUACAGUGUUAUGACAAUUAUUAAAUAACACUGUCCGUAUAACAGUAAUAUAAUAGUGCAAUCUGGAACGAUAAAAAAAAUACUUUUCACUGUUGAAGUAUUAUAAAUGGCCCUAUUAUUCACAAGCAUGUGGGACUCUACAAUGUUUUUAAGCACCUUAACCCCAAAAUUUUAUGUCGCCCUUACUGGAACAUCAUCUCUAAUCUCCGGAUUAAUCCUUAUUUUCGAAUGGUGGUACUUUAGAAAAUAUGGUACUUCAUUUAUUGAACAAGUAUCAUUAAAUCACAUUUCUCCAUGGAUUGGAGGAGGUGACAGCGGGUCAGAUGGAAAUAAUUCAAAUUUGAAUGGUUCCAAUUCCAAUCAGCAAAAUGUUCCAGAAUGUAAAGUUUGGCGUAAUCCGAUCAAUUUAUUUAGAGGGGCUGAAUAUCAGAGAUUUUAUUGGGCUACAAAUAAAGAACCAUUAACAUAUUAUGAUAUGAACUUAUCUGCUCAAGAUCAUCAAACAUUCUUUACCUGUGAAGGUGAUACAGGUAAGGCUGAAUAUGAAAUAAUGCAAACUGCUUGGAGGGAACGCAAUCCAGUAGUGCGAAUAAAAGCUGCGCAUAGUGCUCUUGAACGUAAUCCUGAUUGUGCCCCUGCAUAUAUAUUGCUUGCAGAAGAAGAAGCUACUACCAUUGUAGAGGCAGAAAAGAUUUUGAAGCAGGCUUUAAAAGUAGCUGAAAAUAAUUAUAGGAAAUCUCAAAGUACGCAACAUCAAGGAUCAAUUGCAGAAGCUAUACAUAGAAGAGAUACAAAUGUAUUGAUAUAUAUUAAACGAAGAUUAGCUAUGUGUGCACGAAAAUUAGGAAAAUUAAAAGAAGCUGUGAAAAUGUUUAGGGAUUUAACAAAAGAGGUUCCACCAAUUAUGAAUGUUCUAAAUAUUCAUGAAAAUUUAAUUGAAGCUUUAUUAGAAAUGCAAGCGUAUGCAGAUGUUCAAGCAGUAUUAGCAAAGUAUGACGACAUAAGCUUACCAAAAUCAGCAACUAUUUGUUAUACAGCAGCAUUGUUGAAGGCGCGAGUAGUUGCUGAUAAAUUUUCAACAGAUAUAGCUAGUAAAAGGGGGUUGACCACUCCAGAAAUGAUAGCAGUUGAAGCUAUUCACAGAGCUGUUGAAUUUAAUCCUCAUGUACCUAAAUAUUUACUAGAAAUGAAACCUUUAAUUUUACCUCCUGAACACGUCUUGAAACGAGGCGAUUCGGAAGCAAUUGCAUACGCAUUCUUUCAUCUUGCUCAUUGGAAGCAAAUGGAAGGUGCUCUUAAUUUAUUACAUUGCACUUGGGAAGGUACAUUUAGAAUGUUACCUUAUCCUUUAGAAAGAGGACAUUUAUUUUAUCCAUAUCCAACUUGUACAGAAUGCGCUGAUCGCGAACUUCUACCUUCGUUUCACGAUGUAAGCGUUUAUCCUAAAAAAGAGUUACCCUUUUUUAUUUUAUUUACAGCUGGUUUAUGCUCCUUUACAGCACUCUUAGCACUUUUAACGCACCAGUAUCCUGACACUAUGGGUGUAGUUGCACGAUCAAUGCUUGCCUGGUUUUCUCAUCCAUUUUAUUAUAUUUUAGACAAGUUGGAAGCAAUUUGGCCUUCUAAUUUAUUACAACAGCUCUCUAGAAUAUAAGACAUUUAUAUGAUCUCUGUAAUCAUGACUUAUUGUGAUAUUUAUGAUACUUAUGCUUUCAUCGUCAUGUACAUCACUUAUAUAUUUACAUCCGUACUUUCCGAAUUUCUUAUGACUGAUAUCGUAAUACAUAUGUAUUUACAGAAUUAACUAUUUACUUAACGUUGCCGGUUAAAAACGUCAUGUAGCGAUCAAUGUACAAUCAAAUAAAAAUUUGAAUAUCUUUGAA
This is a messenger RNA of Osmia lignaria (orchard mason bee), 2096 nucleotides long. Its product is annotated as protein ST7 homolog. The record is from RefSeq and is a predicted model, not a curated record. Gene Ontology annotation, molecular function: protein binding. NCBI's taxonomy places the organism in Eukaryota, Metazoa, Arthropoda, Insecta, Hymenoptera, Megachilidae.